Messenger RNA from Cloeon dipterum, 867 nucleotides. RefSeq lists its product as uncharacterized. Bases 1 to 867 code for a protein of 288 amino acids. Gene Ontology annotation, molecular function: nucleic acid binding; exonuclease activity. The transcript has 4 exons. The record is from RefSeq and is a predicted model, not a curated record. Lineage: Eukaryota; Metazoa; Arthropoda; Insecta; Ephemeroptera; Baetidae. Gene Ontology annotation, cellular component: nucleus.
AUGGCUUCUAUUAAUGAAAUCGACUCGUUGCCAGCAGAUUCAUUUUACGUGAAGCUGCAGCCUUACAUCCGGAGCAAUGAGCAAGUAGACGAGCACUCGAACCGUUUCGACGCCAGGAAAAACGCAGAGAGAGCUGCAAACACGGCGGAGGAGCGCAAGUGCGAGCGCUGCCAAUGCAAAUACAGAGUGGAAAUGGACUCGAACGGCGUCCCGAAGCCCCUCGACGCGAAAAAUCUGUGCCAAUUUCACCCAGGCAAACCGUUCUUCAGCCGCAACUACGGUGAAACCAUUUACUCGUGCUGCGAGGCGUUUGUGGACGAGCUGAACUACAAUCUCGAUGGUGACGAAGAAGAUUAUUGCAAGACGCACAACUACCACGUGUCUGAAUAUUCGGAAUUUUUUACCAAGGAGAGUGAAAUCGUGUCCACCGCAAGUAGCAGUGGAUCAAAUAAAGCAGUGUACGCGCUCGACUGCGAAAUGUGCGUCACUGUAAACGGUUACGAGUGCUGCAGAGUCACCGUCGUGGACGAGAGAAAUGUUGUCGUCUACGAGUCGCUGGUCAAGCCGGAGGACUUCAUCAUCGAUUACGUGACAAAAUUUAGUGGAAUCAAUGAAGAAACCAUGGAGAAAGGACCGAGCAAGUCAUUGAAAGAAGUUCAAGACGAUUUGCUGGAAUUUAUUAAGGAGGACACCAUUUUGAUGGGCCACAGCGUCAACAAUGAUUUAAAGUCACUGAAGCUCCGCCACGACAUGCUCGUCGACACUGUUAUUGUUUUCCCGCAUCGAGAUUCCUACAAAAGAAAUUCUCUGCGGUGGCUGGCAGACAGGAAACUCGGUCGGAACAUCCAGCAAGGAUGGCAACCUUAG